Molecule: messenger RNA, 2229 nt
Organism: Tetranychus urticae (two-spotted spider mite)
Lineage: Eukaryota; Metazoa; Arthropoda; Arachnida; Trombidiformes; Tetranychidae
Molecular function (GO): protein-folding chaperone binding
Source: RefSeq, a predicted model, not a curated record
AACAGAGGAACAGCAGUUUUUGAUAAGUUGCUUUCACUGAACUCGGAUUAGUCUUUCUAAAUAUUAUUAUUGUAUAACUGUUCCAAUUAUUUAUCUGAAUUGUAUAUUUCUUAUUAUUCUUGUUAGCCCACCUUAUUUCGGAUUCUUAUCGAAAUGGAGCCUGAUAAUCAAUCCAAUCAGUCGCGUGAACGUUCUAUUCCAAUAACAACAACUCAAGGUAACAUGACUACUACACACUUUCCUUUAACAUCAUCUUCGUCUUAUUCUGGUGCCUCGAGUCCUUUCAACUCUGCUAGGAAUGAUAUAUUUAAUCAAUUUCACCAAUUUAGAAAGAAUCAACAUCCAGACGAGAUGUUUUCCGAUAGUACAUUUUCAUCUCUUAAUCAUCCACCAAUGAAUUUGGCUUCUAGACAUGGAGAUUUUUUUUCUCAUGGGCACAGAGAUGAAACUGACGACGGUCAAGAGUCACAUCAACCUCGGAUUUUCAACAUCCCAAUUCAGAUAGAAACAGCAGAGGGAGUUGUUCCUCUUUCAAGAACCAACAGUCAUUCUCCAAGCUCUUCGCAGUAUCGGAAUCAAAGCUAUCAUGCAUCACCAACUCCUGGUGGUGGUCCCAUCGGCUCUGCAUCUUCCAGUCCAGUUCCAGAAAGAGUUGGUGAACAGAGCAGACAACGUCCUGGUCCAAGUCCUACUCCACCGCCUAAACCUAAGUUUAUUCCUUCUUUUAAGCCUGAAGCACAGAGCUAUGCUCAACCCCAACACUCUCAGUUCCAUCGUGUGCACACAAUUCCAGUCAAACUUGAAAAGAAUUGCAAGCCUAGUGAGCCUAUGUCUUAUUCUCCUAAUCACAAUGAAGAAGUCAGACAAACCGUUCCUGUUCAUGACCAAAAAGCAUCAGCUGAAGCAAGAUUUGGUCGUGAUUCUCCAGACUCUCAACAAUCCGGUGGACCACAUGUUGUUAAUAUUCCUAUAAAUCUUGAAAGUAGCCAGUCCGGUGAAAGUAAAAGUAAAAUUUCAGAUCGAGCUGGUUCCGGUCAAUCAAAACCAGUUGGUGAUUUUACAAAAGAAUCUUUUGAUUCACUUGAUUUGGUCAGAAACGUUGAAAAAGAAACCUGUAGACUAGAAAAGGAGGUGAUGGAGUUUGCUGGAGAAGGACAAGAUAAAAAUUAUAGAUUUUUAGAUGAAAUGCUUACACGUUGUAUGCUUAAACUUGACAACAUCGACUCUCAUGGCCGUGAAGAUGUUCGAUCUGCACGAAAAAGUGCUUUGGCUCAUGUUGAUCGUGUCAUCGCUAUUUUAGAGAGCAAGGUUUCCAAAUCUCAAACAGUUGAGAGUCAAAUCGAAACAUUAGCAGAUAAAAUUGAAACCGAAUGUAACAUGCAGCAACUGUCUGACGCAGCUAGUUCAAUGGAUUCCGAGCCAGAAGAGACUCAUAAACAGGGAGUUAGUGAAAUUUCUGAGUCCGUAACUGGACAGGACAACGAGCCUGAUGAAAUGGAGAUUGAAAGUGGCACCAGUCAAUCAAAGAAGAUAUCAGAUGAACAAAUCGAUACACAGGACGAGGAAACUAAUGAUGAAGCCAUUGAGGAGGACCCAGCAGGCGAUGAUGGUUUAAGUAAAGAUUUUAAUAAUUGUAAUAAUUUUCAACUUAGUAACAAAAAUAUUUGCAGAACAACAGAAGAGGUCAUCAUUGAAGAAAUGGAUAAAGAGGAAUCUCCAGCGGAGCCGUCCAAAAUAAGCUGCAAAGAAGCUGUUGGUAGGAAAGCUUUCAAUGAGAUUGACUCAAUGAGACAAGAGACUUUGGAUACUUUCGACACAUCACAUUCCAAUGAACCUAAGGUAGAUUUUCCUCCAGAUGAUCAAUCAGAUGAUCCAUAUAAUAAUGUUAUUAAAGAACCCAUGGAUAUUGAAGGUGAUUCAAUGGAUAGCUGUGAAGAUUUGGUUAAUGCCAAAUCUGGCAAACUUUGCAUUGAAAUUACAUCAGCUGAUACGGAUGGCUCAAAUGUAUCUGAUGAUGUCGAUAUUCAGCCUUUGAUAGAGCUCUGUCAAUAAUCGUGCAAAUUACAUUUCUAUUUUUACUGUUAUUGUUGAUUCCAUCUGAUAUGCUAAAUAUCAUUCUGAUACUUUUGAAUAUCAACCAAGAUUCAUUAUCAAAUUGGAUCUAUAAAAGCCAAAAGAUCAUGUUAAUGAAAAUGGAUUAGAGUAUAAAGUGAAUAAGUGACAUAAUAA